Arachis duranensis is the source of this 1120-nucleotide messenger RNA. Its product is annotated as ADP-ribosylation factor 1. Gene Ontology annotation, biological process: vesicle-mediated transport; intracellular protein transport. NCBI's taxonomy places the organism in Eukaryota, Viridiplantae, Streptophyta, Magnoliopsida, Fabales, Fabaceae. The record is from RefSeq and is a predicted model, not a curated record. Gene Ontology annotation, molecular function: GTPase activity; GTP binding. Gene Ontology annotation, cellular component: cytoplasm; Golgi apparatus. The coding region runs from base 270 to 821 and encodes 183 amino acids. The transcript is spliced from 7 exons.
UUUUGUGAUUCGUUUUCUCCCUUACAGUAUACAGAGACCGUCUCACCUUCUCUGCUGAGUGCUGAGUCACGAAAUUAUGGAUGCAGAUUCACACUGACGUUCACUUCUCUUGCUCUCCUCGUUUUCCACAAUUUUUCGCGCGCACCUCCGUACUAGAGAUCUGAUCCCCGAUACGCGUCGCCGUUUUGUGCGCAGAGCCAUUCGUGAAUCGUUUCAUGCUCUGAUUUCCUGUGACUCCACGGUUCCCAUCGCUUCUGCCGAAUCGGAAGAUGGGAUUAGUGUUCACGAAAUUGUUUUCGUCCCUCUUCGGUAACAUUUACUACUCCUUCUGUUUCGUUGUUAAUUUGUUGGUUAUUCUCGUACAUUUCCUCUCAGAUCGGCUUCAGAUGGGUGAAGUUGUGUCAACGAUUCCAACAAUCGGGUUUAAUGUUGAAACCGUGCAAUAUAACAACAUUAAAUUUCAAGUUUGGGAUUUAGGUGGGCAAACCAGUAUCAGGCCAUAUUGGAGGUGUUACUUUCCAAAUACUCAAGCAAUAAUCUAUGUUGUUGAUUCGAGUGAUACCGAUAGGCUUGUGAUAGCUAAGGAAGAGUUCCAUGCUAUUCUGGAGGAAGAAGAGCUAAAGGGUGCAGUUGUUCUCAUUUUUGCAAACAAACAGGACCUUCCUGGUGCCCUUGAUGAUGCUGCAGUGACAGAGUCUCUGGAAUUGCACAAGAUAAAAAAUCGCCAAUGGUCUAUUUUUAAAACUUCUGCCAUAAAAGGCGAAGGACUUUUUGAGGGCCUGGACUGGCUGAGCAAUACACUCAAGUCUGGAGGUGGCUAAAGGUAUCAGCCUCAACCAAUUUGAUAAUUAGAUCGAUUGGUGAAUUCAAAAGAAGGGUUAACAUGUGUAGUUUGUAUGAACUUUCACCGCUGAAUUGACGUCAUAAUAUAUCAUUAUUAUUCAAUUCUCAUACACAUGUAUUUCAAUCCCCCUUUUUGUGUUUUGAAGAUUAAGGAUAUGAACGUUGGUCAUUGAUUGGUUUUGUUUACUGAACUUAGUUGGGUCCUUUUUGUAUUUCUCAGUCCGUUUCUCGGAACCCUUCAUAUGCUAGUAAAGAAAAUUGUUAUAAGAUUCUGUAA